AUGCGCCAUAUGCUGACCGAGCUUACAGAAACUCUGCGGGCGAACAUAAAAACGCAACUGCAGGCCCUGGCAUCAGAGCUCCGCAAGGAUAUCACAGACAUAGGCCAACGCACAUCCCAAAUGGAGCACAACAACAGCUUGGCGGAUAAGGUCCAAGAGUUUGAAACUAUCCUCAGCUCCUACAGGCUCAAACUAGAAGAUUUUGAGGAGGUCCAGGAGGAAUAAUAUCCGUAUCCGUGGCAUACCGGAGACGGUUACUCCCAAAGACCUUAACAACUACCUGAUGGACAUGUUCCAGGCUCUCACCCCCGCACUCUAUCCAGACCAACUCAUAGUGAACCGGGCACACAGGCUCCGUUGCUCACAACACUUACCGCCAACAACCAAGAGGGACAUCAUCCCCAGAGUACAUUUCUUCCAUGCUAAAGAGCAGUUGGUGAAAGCCUCCAGAUCCUCGGGCAUGCCAGACCCCCACGGCCAGAAUAAGAUAUUUGCGGACUUGUAUGCGGCAACGCUACAAUUUCAGAAAAAUUUGGCACCUGUUACGUCCACACUGCGGGAUCAAAACAUAGUCUACAGAUGGGGAUAUGCGGCCAAACUUCUGGUCCACUACAGAGAAGCACUACACGCCAUCCCAUCCCUGGAGCUGGGCAUCGCCAAGCUGAAAUCCUGGGGCCUCCCGAUACCAGCGGCGCAACAACACCACCCUACUAAAAUUCCAAGAAUGUCCCCAGAGUGGAAAACUAAAAAGACUGCCUACUUCCACGACAAUGGAAGCCCGCUAGUUUCCUUUAUUGCACUGUACAGAACUAUCUGUUAA
Molecule: messenger RNA, 820 nt
Organism: Pelobates cultripes (western spadefoot toad)
Lineage: Eukaryota; Metazoa; Chordata; Amphibia; Anura; Pelobatidae
Source: the annotation of a GenBank genome assembly